Molecule: messenger RNA, 863 nt
Organism: Stylophora pistillata
Lineage: Eukaryota; Metazoa; Cnidaria; Anthozoa; Scleractinia; Pocilloporidae
Cellular component (GO): membrane
Source: RefSeq, a predicted model, not a curated record
ACUAAGCAUGAGUAUACGCAUGUUUAGUGGCUGAGACUGACCCGUGAAUUCACUCGCGCGCUUUUUCCCUUCUAAACGUAAAUUUCCUUAGCCGCCAAGGAAAUUUACUUGGAACGCUUAAAGAAGAUACUUGCAGAACUUUAAUUUCGACCUUUAAAGAACGUCUGGGACGAAUCCAAACAAGUAUCAUAGUUGAUUUCGAGGAAUCGAAUUAAUUAAUAUCCAAAAUGCAGAGCGGAGAAACGGCCCUGGAAAUGGAACAGGUACCUGCUGCUGUUCAAAUGGGGCGCCAUGCACCACUCCGAGAGGAACCUCCGAAAGAUCACUUUAUACUGGCUGUGGUGUCCGUAUUCUUUUGUCCUUUGAUUGGUGUGCUUGCUGUCUGCAUGUCACGUUUGACUAAUUUGCGAUACGAAGAAGACGACAUAAAAAGAGCACAGGAUGCUUCUAAGGACGCGUGGUUCUCAGCAUUUCUUGCCAUUUUCCUCGGAGUUAGCAUCGUCUUCUUUUUUAUCUUCAUUGAAGCUAUUGUACCAAGUUUUGCUUAGAAAUUAUGGUACACUUCAAUUUGAUGAUUUUCAAGGUCUUUUUAGAAUGGAACGUCACGAAAAAUUUAUAGGUCUAAUUCGAACUUACAGUCGAAUAAUUGGUGAGGGCGUGGAAAGUAUGUAUAUGUAAAUGAUAAAAACCUAAAAAUGUAUUCGUGUUAUUACAGUAAUAUGCGAUUAAUCAGAGCCAAUUCGACUUCAGCGCAAAAUGUAUGACGAAAUGAUUUUAUUAGAUUUCUUUCUGUGAUCAGCCUCGAAAGACUAUUCAAUUGUAUCGUUACUUUCCAAUAAACAUAUCCAGUGGCACUUGAAGAA